Molecule: messenger RNA, 4653 nt
Organism: Nasonia vitripennis (jewel wasp)
Lineage: Eukaryota; Metazoa; Arthropoda; Insecta; Hymenoptera; Pteromalidae
Product: importin-4
Exons: 15
Coding region: 1323-4571 (1082 amino acids)
Biological process (GO): protein import into nucleus
Cellular component (GO): nucleus; cytoplasm
Molecular function (GO): small GTPase binding; nuclear import signal receptor activity
Source: RefSeq, a predicted model, not a curated record
AGUGUAUACUUAGGUACUUGCACACCGUGUAAGUACGAUUGUACUCUGCGGCUAUGGCUUGCGCCUUGCGGUCGUCUAUGGCCUGUGGCCUAAAUGAGCAUUCGCUCGAAAAAUGUAAGAUAUAAUGGAUAACCGUAACGAAAGAAGAAAAAGAAUACGUUUACGCGCGAUACAGGGAAAUCGCGUUUUCGGCAAAUAAUACUGACGAGCAUUGAAAUAGACAAAUAUAGAUUAACCAUAAGUGCAGGAUUAGGUAUAAUGUCCCAGUUAGAAGGAUGAAUAAAUAAUUGUAAGAGACGCGCUAAUAGGGAGAGUUUGUUCAUCUACCUGUGCUUAGAACGUUCAGUCUGACAUGCUGUCUGCUGGAUUAAUCCUGUUUAUAUAGUAAUUGCAGUAGAGCAGUAUAAUCGGAGCGGUCAACAACACCUGGCCAUUAGUCACUAUAUAUUAGCAUGCGAGCGGCCCGAGACGGUGACAGACCAGAGAGAGGCACACCACACUCGACUUCAACUACUGCUCUCAAUCUCGUAUACAGCACUGCGAGUAUGGAAUAUAAUCGUAAAUCGUUGCAGUUCACCGUUUCGCCUUUCGCCUACUGACGCAAGCAGCGUUGCCACAUCUCGUAUACAUAUUAUAUAGAGCGACCGCCGUUAGAUUUUAGAAACGCCCUAGCGGGCUUUUUUGAAUUUUGCCUUUUCUUUUCUCUGACGUUGAUGUCCGCAUCUUGCAGUGAUGUACAAUUUGUUUAUCGGCGGGUUUUUAUACUGUAAUCUUAAGCACGCGUGUUAUCGUUAUAUUUAACUGCGCAAAAACAACAAAUUACAUCGACUUUUUUAUCAUUGCAGAAAGUAAAAUUAUUAGAUUUCUAAGUCUUUAUCUAACGGGAGAAUGUUCUCUAUUUAUCGCUGUGCGCGCAUUAUCUACUCUGUAAAACAGCCUUAAAAAGCUAAUGAGGCUGUAAAUUCUGGAUUCUGGGUAGGUAUGAAAGAGAAUUUAGUAGAAACUCGCGGAGAAUUAUUUCAGUCCGUCUGUCCGCAUUAGUCCAACUGUCUAAUGAAGGAGUGAUUCACGCUAAAGAUGUCUAAAUGCGAAACUGCGAAAGCCGGUUCCGGCUGCAGUGCCGUCUGGUGUGCUCCCUGGCUGCUCGCCUGCUCUCUGCGGUAGUGCGGUCAGCGGUCUUCUACAGCUCCGAGCGAGUUCGAAAAAAAGAAGUCGCGUUUUCCAUCCAAGUGUUGAAAGUACCGAGUGUCUCUUCAUCAACGAGCCGUGCAUCGCACCCUUGUAUCUAGACAUAGCUACGACAACGAAGAAGAAUCUCAAUCAUGGAGGAAAUAAUACGAAAACUUUUGGUUACCGAUACCACAGUCAUUCAACAGGCAACAGCAGAGCUCCGACAAGCGUUCAAAAACCCAGAGAGCACUCGAGCACUCUAUCAGCUCAUUGUUACUUCGAAUAAUCUACAGGUCAGACAGUACGCAGCUCUCUUGUUGAGGAAACGCUUCAAUAAAGCAAAAUAUUGGGCACCAGUGCCAAAUCCAAUUAAGGAAGAAUUCAAACAAGUCCUUCAACAGGCUCUUGUAAAUGAAACUGAAAAACCAGUUAAAAAUGGAAUUGUACAGCUCAUUGGUGUGAUAGUAAAACAUGAAUUACCUCAUAAUGGUUGGCCAGAAGUUUUGCAGUUUGUACGUCAUCUUAUGGAAAGUGACGAGUUUCCUAAACAGGAGCUGGGCAUGUACACCUUGUCAAUUAUGACAGAAAUAGCACCAGAUGCAUAUUUACCUCAUGUACAAACAAUCAUGGAAUUGUUAAACAAUGUGCUCAAUAAAUUCACGGAUUUAGCCAAUCCAGUAUCGUGUUAUAUUUUAGAUAUAAUGUUGCAUCUAGUUUCAUUAGUAGAGGGAAAUCAGAUUAUGGUUAAUGCUUAUCAUCAAUUGUUGCCUCGAGUAAUGCAAAUUAUUCAAGCUUUAACUACUGUUGAUCAAGAAAAAGCAGCAAAAGGUUUUGAAUUGUUGGAUGAAUUGUGUGAAAGUGCUCAAUCUGUGAUUGCACCACAUGUUAAAAAUUUGGUUGAAAUGUGUCUUACUAUUAUCAAUAAUAAAGAUUUGGAUGAUGAUUUAAAAAUGAAAGCAGUAGUAUUCAUUGGAUGGCUAGCUAAAAUAAAGAAAAAGGCUAUUGUUAAACACAAAUUGGUUGAACCUAUAAUAGAUACUCUUUUUUUGCAAAUGUGCUCAAAACCAGAUGAUGAAGAACAAGAAAUUUAUUUUUCUGGAGAAAAUGACAACACACCAAUUACAAGUUCAACGCAAACAUUGGAUUUGUUGGCAUUACAUUUACCUCCAGAAAAGUUGGUUCCAUAUAUGUUAAAACACAUUGAAUCAGGAAUGGAAGGAACUGAUAUUUAUGUAAAAAAGGCGUCUUAUUUGUCGCUGGCUGUAUUAGCUGAAGGAUGUUCCGAAUACAUUCGAAACAAAUAUCUUGAAUCUUUUCUAAAGUGUAUCUGUCAAGGCAUCACCCAUGCUUCACCAGUUGUUCGAAACGCAGCUCUCUUUGCUCUUGGUCAAUUUUCAGAACAUUUACAGCCAGACAUCAGCCGUUAUGCAGAUGAACUACUGCCAAUUCUUUUUCAAUUUUUAAGUCAAAUUUGUAAUCAAAUUCGUCAAGAAAAGAAAGAUUCACCAUCCGCCGAUCGCAUGUUCUACGCUCUAGAAAUAUUCGCCGAAAAUCUUAAUGAGGGUCUGCUUCCUUACUUGCCUACUCUCAUGACGAUACUUUUUGAAAUACUUGACGAUCCUAACAGUCCAGUCCAUAUAUGUGAACUUGCUUUAAGUGCAAUUGGCGCUGCUGCCAAUGCCAGCAAAGAGCAUAUGCUUCCAUACUUUGAAAAGAUCAUUGGCAUACUUCAAAAAUAUUUAGUAGUGGAAAACCAAACUGAGGAAACCAGUUGCUUGCAAAUUCAAGCAGUAGAUACUUUGGGCGUCUUGGCAAGAACUAUAGGCGAACAAAACUUUGCUCCUUUAGCUAUGAAAUCACUCGAGUUAGGUUUGAAUUUGCUUAAAGGAACAGAAGAUCCCGACGCUAAAAAAUCUGUUUAUGGUCUUCUUGCAUCAAUCAGCACUGUUAUGAAAGAAGAAAUGUCCUCCGUCCUUCCAGUAAUAGCUGAAUAUAUGAUUAAUAGUGUACAAAGUUCUGAAGGAAUAGUGACGCGUUACAACGAAGAAUCUGAUUACUUGGUUUACGAAGAUUUAAGCGAAAGUGAUAAAGAUGAAGAAGAUAUAGAAAAUUCCGAUAAUGAGGAUGACAAUGACGAUGAUGACGAUGUUAUUGGUUACAACGUAGAAAAUGCUUUCGUUGAAGAAAAAGAAGAAGCUAUUUUAGCUUUAAGGGAAAUUGCUCAACACACAAAGGGAGCAUUCCUGCCAUACUUGGAGAAAUCUUUUGAAGAAGUCUUCAAAGUUCUUAACUAUCCACAAGAAGAUAUAAGAAAAGCCGCUAUUGAUGCGCUGAUGCAAUUUUGCCUUAAUUUUUCUAAAAUUGAAACUUCUGAAGGAGCAGCAGCCACUCAGAAAUCCCUUUCGAUUUUCAUACCCAAAUUAUCCGAACUUAUAAGACUCGAUGAAGAACGAAGCGUAGUGAUGCAGGCGCUUGACUCGUGUGCUGAAUUGCUGGAACAUCUCAAAUCGGAUGUCAUUAUUGGUGCUGGUCACAAAGAGGCUAUAAUGAACUGCAUCACAGCCGUUAUGUUUGGACGGACUGAAUGCCAGGACCAAGACGAAGCUGGUGGUGAAGGAGAAGAUGAAGGUGAAGCUGAACAUGACGAACUAUUAUUUGAAUGCGCUGGUCAAGUAUUGACUAAUUUUGGAAAAGCUCUCACGCCUGAAGAUUUUGCGCUGUAUCUACAAGUAAUAUUCCCUGUACUCAUCAAAAGAUUGAAAAGCAAAAACUCUGACUCCCAGAGAUCAUUUAGCAUUGGUACAAUACUAGAAUGUUUUCCGUCGUUGCAACAUCAAAUAGUUGGAUUUGUACCUGAAUUAUUCCCAAUUUUCGUCAAAUUCACUAACGACCCUUGCGACGAAGUUCGCAGUAACGCUAUAUUUGGUCUUGGUGAAUUAGCUUUUCACGGAAAAGAGCUCAUAUAUCCACACUAUGCCGAGAUUCUUCAAGUUCUUUCAAACGCCAUAGCCAGAGAAUCAAAUGCCGGUGCUCGGGAUAAUAUUAUUGGAGCUAUAGCUCGACUUAUUAUUACGAAUCACUCCAUAAUACCGCUGGACCAAGUCUUUCCGGUAUUCAUCAGUCAUUUACCGUUAAGAGAAGAUUUAGAAGAAAAUAAAACAGUUUUCAAGUCAAUUUUAGUACUUUACACGAACGGUCACGCGGUACUCAGACCAAAUGUAAAUACGCUCUUGAAAAUCGCUACUGAUAUUAUUCAGCAAGAAAAUACAGAUGACGAAACCAAAAAUCUUAUUGCCGAAUUCAUGAAAUUAGUUCAGAGGGAUUUCCCCGAAGAAUGGAACUCUUUUUGCGGACAACUUACAACAGAAAGCGCCGCCUUUGUGAUGCGUAUGAUUGUGUAAAUAAUUUAACUAACAUUUUUAUAUAAAAUAUGAAAGUGCAUUAAUAUAAAGUAAGAUAUUAAAAAAUAUGCAUGACUUGUUA